AUGGCGCACAACUCGUACGGCCUCCAGAAUAAGGAGGACAAGAGCUCUCCCCCCCAAACCGGCGGAACGUCAGAGGCACACAACUCCUACGGUCUCCAGAACCAGGUGGACAUGCGCUUCGACGGUCAGACUGUGGUCGUCACCGGUGCCGGCGGCGGGCUCGGAAAGGCAUAUGCCACCUUCUUCGGCUCAAGAGGCGCCAAUGUCGUUGUGAACGAUCUCGGCGGCUCGUUCAAGGGCGAGGGCAAGUCGUCAAAGGCUGCAGAUGUAGUCGUAGAUGAGAUUAAGGCCGCUGGCGGCAAAGCUGUGGCCAACUACGACAGCGUGGAGAAUGGCGAGGCUAUCAUCGAUACGGCCAUCAAGGCAUUCGGACGGAUAGACGUGCUCAUCAACAAUGCGGGCAUCCUUAGGGAUAUCAGCUUCAAGAACAUGAAGGAUGAGGACUGGGAUCUGAUUAUGAAGGUCCAUGUUCGAGGAGCAUACAAGUGCGCAAGAGCUGCUUGGCCGCAUUUCAGGAAACAGAAGUACGGCCGAGUCAUUAACACGGCUUCUGCCGCCGGCCUCUUUGGCAGUUUUGGCCAGUGUAAUUACUCUGCGGCCAAACUAGCACAGGUAGGCUUCACCGAAUCGCUCGCCAAAGAGGGCAUCAAGUACAACAUUCUUUGCAACGUAAUUGCACCAAUCGCCGCAAGUCGCAUGACCCAGACGGUUAUGCCCCCGGACGUACUCGAGAACCUGAAGCCGGACUGGGUUGUCCCUCUUGUAGCAGUCCUAGUACACUCCUCGAACACGAAAGAAACCGGUUCGAUCUUCGAGGUUGGUGGCGGACACAUUGCGAAGUUACGGUGGGAACGUGCAAAGGGUGCUCUCCUCCGCGCGGAUGAGUCGCUCACGCCUGGCGCAAUCUUGACAAAGUGGGACAACGUCAACGACUUCUCCGCACCGAGCUAUCCAACUGGGCCGGCGAACUUUAUGGAGCUGCUGGAGGAGGCGCAAAAGCUGCCUCCUAACCCUGAGGGCGAGAAGACUGACUUCAAGGGCAAAGUUGUGCUUAUCACUGGCGCUGGUGGAGGGCUUGGUCGUGCAUACGCUUUACUCUUCGCGAAGAACGGAGCCAAAGUCGUCGUAAAUGACUUAGUAAACCCAGAUAACGUCGUCGAGGAGAUCAAAAAGAUGGGUGGAGAGGCAGUCGGCAACAAGGCGAACUGCGAAGACGGCGACGCUGUAGUCAAGACGGCAAUUGACGCCUACGGUCGUAUUGACGUCGUCAUCAACAAUGCUGGCAUCCUCCGUGACAAGGCGUUUACCAAUAUGACGGACGAGCAGUUCGACUCUGUCCUCAAUGUCCACCUCCGAGGUACAUACAAGGUUACCAAGGCGGCAUGGCCAUACUUCCUCAAGCAAAAGUACGGCAGAGUCGUCAACACUACCAGCACCAGCGGUAUCUACGGCAACUUUGGCCAAGCGAACUAUGCGGCGGCGAAGUGCGGUAUCCUUGGCUUCUCUCGUGCUCUUGCCCGGGAGGGUGUUAAGUACAACAUCUACGUCAACACUAUUGCACCCAACGCCGGCACGAACAUGACCCGGACAAUCAUGCCCGAGGAGAUGGUGCAGGCUUUCAAGCCCGACUACGUUGCGCCGCUCGUUGUACUCCUGUCCUCGGACAAGCUUCCUCAGCCUACUGGCGGCCUCUACGAGGUCGGUAGCGGCUGGCACGCCAAGACGAGAUGGCAGCGAACCGGUGGCCAUGGCUUCCCGAUUGAUGUGCCGCUCACACCUGAAGCAGUACUCAAGGUCUGGGACCGCAUUAUCAAUUUUGAUGACGGCCGCGCAGACCACCCUGAGGACGGUAACGAUGGCCUCAAGUCCAUCAUGGCCAACUUCGACAAUCGGAGCACCGGCAGCAAGAAGGAGAGCAAGAGCGGAGGCGCCAACAAGGAGAUCCUAGAGAACAUCGAGAAGGCGAAGAAGGCAGAGGCCGAAGGCACCGAGUACAAGUACGAUGAGAAGGAGGCAAUCCUCUACAAUCUCGGCAUCGGCGCCAAACGCACCGACCUCCCCUGGGUCUUCGAAAACGCAGACAACUUCCACGUGAUCCCGACCUUCGGUGUAAUCCCACCCUUCAACGCCGUCGCGCCUUUCUCCCUCUCCGACGUUGUCCCCAACUUCUCCCCCAUGAUGCUGCUGCACGGUGAGCAGUAUCUAGAGAUCCGCAAGUAUCCCAUCCCGACCGAAGCGACCCUCGUCAGUUACCCCAAGCUCAUCGAGGUCGUCGACAAGGGCGCAGCGGGCGUCGUGACCAUCGGCACGACCACCAAGGAUGCCCGCACGGGUGAAGAUGUGUUCUACAACGAGAGCACGACCUUCAUCCGCGGCUCAGGUGGAUUUGGCGGCCCCAAGAAGGGGACAGACCGCGGCGCCGCGACGCGCGUGCACAAGCCGCCGCAGCGCAACCCGGACGCCGUGGUCGAGGAGAAGACGACCGAGGAGCAGGCGGCGUUGUACAGGUUGUCUGGUGAUCGGAACCCUCUCCACAUCGACCCGGAGUUCAGCAAGGUUGGGGGCUUCGAGACGCCCAUCCUGCACGGGCUGUGCUUCUUUGGGUUCAGUGGAAAGCAUGUCAUUCAGACGUACGGGCCGUUCAAGAACAUCAAGGUCCGGUUUGCCGGGACGGUGUUGCCGGGACAGACGCUCAGGACGGAGAUGUGGAAGGAGGGCGGGAAAGUUAUUUUCCAGACGAAGGUCGUGGAGACCGGGAAGCUGUGUAUUGCGGGCGCGGGGGCGGAGCUUUUGGGGCAAGAGAAGGGAAAGCUGUAG
This is a messenger RNA of Coniosporium apollinis CBS 100218, 2817 nucleotides long. RefSeq names its product peroxisomal hydratase-dehydrogenase-epimerase. The coding region runs from base 1 to 2817 and encodes 938 amino acids. The transcript is spliced from 6 exons. Lineage: Eukaryota; Fungi; Ascomycota; Dothideomycetes. The record is from RefSeq and is a predicted model, not a curated record.